Molecule: messenger RNA, 1313 nt
Organism: Schistosoma intercalatum
Lineage: Eukaryota; Metazoa; Platyhelminthes; Trematoda; Strigeidida; Schistosomatidae
Source: the annotation of a GenBank genome assembly
AUUUAGUCUUUGGUUUGUUAGGUGCGUUAAGUCUGCUGGAUUUAAUUGGGUUGUAGUGAACUAAGUCGUCCUUUUGCAUCCUCCAUUCACUAAGGGGUACUCUAAGGCCCCCUUUGAGAUUUAAAGUGGAAUAUUUGGGUCGUUAAUAUUCCAUUUGACAUGAAAUGGAAUAGACUUUUCAACUUUGGUAUUAUUAGUCUAUGGGGAGUAAGGAUAUUUCGUGGUUAUUCCGACAUUACCAGAGUGGUAAGUAUUGAAGUACAGUUAUAGUCUGUGACAAACAAACUUGGGCGCCGCUCAAGCUACCUACGUUUGGACAAAAUUGAUCAGUUUUGGGACAGUCUCAUUGACAAUUGUGGGUGAAUUUUGGGAUAAUACUACGAAAUGAGACUCAAAUCUGCAUAUAAUUAGGGGUUUCCCCUAAAUUUACACAGGGUUAGGAUGUUUUUGAGCACUUAUAUGAAUUCAAACACUCACUAUAGCCUGAAAGCUGUCUCCAACUAGUUGAAAGCAGGCUUUCAGUUUGCUGCCUGGUUUUCGAUUGUCAGGUUUAUCGCGGCAUGGCUCCUUACAGGAUCGUGUUUAUCCGUCACGGAGAGAGUGUUUACAAUGAAGAAAAUCGAUUUUGUGGUUGGCACGAUGCAGACCUUUCAGGACAAGGUAUCACUGAAGCUAAGCAAGCUGGCCAACUUCUUCACCAAAAUCAUUUCACCUUUGACAUCGCCUAUACAAGUGUUCUAAAAAGAGCCAUCAAGACUUUAAACCUUGUCCUUGAUGAACUUGAUCUUAACUGGAUACCUGUGAUGAAAACAUGGCGUCUAAAUGAAAGGAUGUACGGUGCUCUUCAAGGUCUAAAUAAGUCUGAAACCGCUGCCAAACAUGGAGAAGAACAAGUUAAAAUAUGGAGACGUGCUUAUGAUAUACCUCCCCCUCCUGUUGAUACUUCAGAUCCUCGCUUCCCCGGUAAUGAGCCAAAGUAUGCCUUACUUGACUCUUCCUGCAUACCACGUACUGAGUGUUUGAAGGACACUGUUCAACGUGUACUGCCAUUUUGGUUUGAUACUAUUUCUGCAAGCAUCAAGAGGCACGAACAGGUUCUGAUUGUCGCCCAUGGAAACAGUUUACGAGCGCUUAUCAAGUACUUGGAUAAUACAUCGGAUUCAGAUAUUGUGGAGCUUAAUAUACCCACUGGUAUUCCACUAGUUUAUGAACUGGAUGCAAACUUGAAGCCAACCAAACACUAUUAUCUUGCCGAUGAAGCGACAGUAGCAGCCGCUAUAGCACGUGUGGCGAACCAGGGAAAAAAGAAAUGA